Molecule: messenger RNA, 4047 nt
Organism: Impatiens glandulifera
Lineage: Eukaryota; Viridiplantae; Streptophyta; Magnoliopsida; Ericales; Balsaminaceae
Product: auxin response factor 7-like
Exons: 13
Coding region: 501-3812 (1103 amino acids)
Biological process (GO): response to hormone; regulation of DNA-templated transcription
Cellular component (GO): nucleus
Molecular function (GO): DNA binding; protein binding
Source: RefSeq, a predicted model, not a curated record
AAACAGAGAGAGCUUGGGAUGGUGGUAUCUUUGGUAGUGAAAAUGAAAACAAGAAAAAGAGAAAAAGUGAGAUGAUCAUAAAAGUUGCUUUACUUUCUUUACCGUCAAUAUAUCCGGCGGGACCUUUUCACAAUUCCUCUCUGUCUUCUUCACUUUCUCUCUCUCUCUCUCUCUCUCUUUCUCAACCACCUCCUUCAUCCCUAACCUUCGGAUCUCGCAAUUUUCCUAAAUCUCUGCCGCCGACGACUUGCUUCUCAGAACAAGAACUCUAGUCAACCAUCGUUGUCGUACUUCGAUUUCGGACUGCUUACUCGAUCUUUGAUCUUUGCUUGUUUCGUGGAUUCGCGUGAGUUUUGUAUGUUCCACUGCUGAACUGUAUUGGUUUAAAUUUCUGGCGGCAAGUGAAAUUAUCCAAGAGCCGAAGGGGGAGGAAGAAUGUCAAGAGAUAAUAACAUAAUCAAAGCAGAUUCCAGCUGAAAUAUCGUGUUUUCUUCCAAAUCAUGAAGUCCCAACCCAAUGGAUAUAAUAUGGCUAGUUCAGGAGAAGGGGAUAGGACUAUAAUCAACUCAGAGUUAUGGCACGCUUGUGCGGGACCAUUGGUUGCAUUGCCUCCUGUUGGAAGCCUUGUAGUAUACUUUCCUCAAGGUCACAGUGAACAAGUUGCAGCGUCAAUGCAAAAGGAUACAAAUGGUAUCCCAAGCUAUCCUAACCUUCCUUCCAAGUUAAUAUGCAUGCUUCAUAAUGUCAUACUACAUGCUGAUCCAGAAACUGACGAGGUUUAUGCCCAAAUGACCCUCCAGCCUGUAAACAAAUAUGAUCAGGAGGCAUUACUUAUAUCUGACAUGGCCCUCAGGCAAAGCAGACAGCCGGCUGAGUUCUUCUGCAAAACACUAACUGCUAGUGACACAAGCACUCACGGUGGAUUUUCUGUUCCCCGUAGAGCAGCUGAGAAAAUCUUCCCACCUCUUGACUUUUCGAUGCAACCCCCUGCCCGAGAACUUAUUGCUCAUGACCUGCAUAAUCAGGCCUGGACCUUCAGGCAUGUCUAUCGAGGGCAGCCAAAAAGACACCUAUUGACUACUGGUUGGAGCAUUUUUGUUAGCUCUAAGCGACUCUUAGCUGGGGAUGCUGUUCUUUUUAUAAGGGAUGAAAAGUCUCAGCUUCUCUUGGGUACAAGGCGUGCUAAUAGACAGCAGCCUGCUCUUUCCUCUUCUGUCAUGUCCAGUGACAGCAUGCACAUAGGAAUCUUGGCUGCUGCAGCUCAUGCUGCUGCCAAUAAUAGUCCAUUUACUAUAUUCUAUAAUCCCAGGGCCAGCCCCUCGGAGUUCGUAAUUCCCCUUGCCAAGUACAACAAAGCGAUGUAUACACAGGUUUCUCCGGGAAUGCGUUUUAGAAUGGUGUUUGAGACUGAGGAAUCAGGUGUUCGCAGGUACAUGGGUACAGUUACUGGCAGUAGUGAUUUAGACGCUGUCCGAUGGAAAAACUCACAAUGGCGCAAUAUUCAGGUUGGAUGGGACGAAUCAACUGCUGGAGAACGACCUAACCGUGUUUCCGCUUGGGAUAUUGAGCCCGUUGUAACUCCUUUCUAUAUUUGUCCGCCUCCAUUUUUCAGACCCAAGAUGUCUAAACAGGGUUUGCCAGAGGAUAGCUUAGACAUGGACGCCGUCUUUAAGAGAGGCAUGCCUUGGCUUGAUGAUUUUGGCAUGAAAGAUGCCUCAAGCUCCAUCUUCCCUGGCUUGAAUCUAGUCCAAUGGAUGAACAUGCAACAACAAAAUCAUCGCUUCCCAAUCACACAAAACGGAAUCUUUCCCCCUUUGGUUUCUUCAGGUUCAUUACACGGAAACCUGAGCUGUGAUGAUCCUUCCAAGCUGUUGAGCUUUCAAUCUCCUUCUCUUCCCACACAAAAUAUCCAGUUCGGCAAGACUAAUGAACUGAACCAACAAGUUUUGCCUCAGUCUCAGCCUUCUCCGGCAUGGCCUCAGCUACAGCAGCAGCUGCAACUACAACAAUUGCUCCAGUCUUCUCUAAAUUCAAUGCCACAGCCCCAACACAUGCAACCACAACAACAACAACAACAGCAACAACAACAACAGCAGCAACAACAACAACAACAACAACAACAACAACAACAACAACAACAACAGCAACAACAACAACAACAACAACAGCAACAACAACAACAACAACAACAACAACAAAGGCCAGAUCAGCAGCCACAAGAACAGAUAACUGCACCAGCUUCAGUAAAUGGUAGUAUAAUCACUACCACCACCCAGGCCUUAAAUCAAAUAUUGCCACAACCAGCCAUAUACUCUCAACUGUCUCAGCCUCAACAAAGUAUCUUGUUAGAUAGGAGAAAUUCAUUUCAGCAGACAACCUUACCACCACCUGACCUGCAGAGGUCCCAGCAACAGCAGAUUGAGAUGCAACAAUCUGCGUUACAGUCAUUCCAAUCUAGUCUACUACAGACUCCUCAGGUGCAUCAAACAUUAAAUCGGAGUCUUUCAGAUCAUAAUCUUCAAAUGCAGCUGCUACAGAAAUUGCAGCAACAGCAGCAGCAACAACUGUUAUCACCAGUAAGCCCACGAAUGGAGCCGCAGCAAAUCAGGCAGUUGCAACAGCCACCAUUGUUGUCUCAGCCUCAACAACAGCCAAGCAAUGGCAACGGCAAUGGCUAUAGCAAUGGCAAUGUCAACGGCUAUAGCAAUGGCAAUGGCUUUUCCAACUCAGCAAUCAUGCAGUCACCUCAAUAUACCAUGAACCAGAUUCAGAGCCAACAAAAACCAGUUAGGGUUCACUCUAAUAGUACAGACGCAUCUGGUCCAUCAUGUUCAAACGCUCCCUCCACAAAACAUCUGGUAUCAUCGUCAAGUUUCCAGAGCAAGAAGCAGCAAAAACAGUCUGUAAUGGUGAGCGACUUUGUUGCUGAUCAAGAACUGCAAAGCAAACCUGAAAAUGGAAUAAAACAUGAUUCUUCUUCACUGGUACAACAACCAAAAUAUAAGAGUACCAUCACUGAUCAAUUGGAAGCCUCCUCAUCUGGAACCACCUCAUAUUGCAUGGAUAAUAACAGUGGCCUCCAACAUAAUUUCUCUCUCCCAAACUACUUUCUGGAUGGAGAUAUCCAGUCCCAAUGCAGGAAUAAUAUACCUUUUAUGUCUAAUGUUAUCGAUGGUUUGAUGCCUGACGCUAUAUUGUCAAGGGAAUCAGAUGUUGUUGGGAAGGACGUUCAGGAUUUGUUUUCCAAUUGUGUUCCCACCGGAGCCAGCAGGGAUAUCGAGACUGAGAUAUCAACUGCUACAAUCAACUCUCAGCAAUUUGGAAUGUCAAAUUUGCCUUUCAAACAAACAUGUUCCAGUGAUGUUCUAAUCAACGACACUGGCGUUUUGAGUAAUAAUGGGUUGUGGGCCAACCAGACUCCGCGAAUGCGAACCUACACAAAGGUCCAAAAAUGUGGAUCUGUGGGAAGAACCAUUGACGUGACCCGUUACAAAGGAUACGAUGAGCUCAGGAAUGAUCUAGCACGCAUGUUUGCCAUUGAAGGACAACUAGAAGAUUCACACAGAUCAGAAUGGCAACUUGUAUAUGUAGACCACGAAAAUGACAUAUUGCUUGUUGGAGACGACCCUUGGGGGGAAUUUGUGAGCUGCGUACAAAGUAUAAAGAUAUUGUCUGCUGCUGAGGUUCAACAAAUGAGCUUAAAUGGGGACCUUGGACAAGUUCCGGCCCCAAAACAAGCUUCAAGUGGAACAGACAGCAGGAAUGGAUGGAGAGCUCACUACGACGAUAGCUCUUCUUCAUUCAAUCGAUAGGACAGACAGAGUAUCGACUUCUAACAGAAGAAACCCGGGUGUGUUGUCUGUUUUUCAACUUCUUUAAUUAACACCUCCUUUCCUCUUUAAUCAGGUAUUUAUUUAAUCAACCUCCUUCCCAUUGAGUUGUAAAUUCUGAGAUGUGGAUGAAUUAGUAGAGUGUGAGUGAUACAAUUGGUUAGUGUAAUAUAUAACUAUAUGUGAUAAUAGAUAUCGUUGUAAGCUUUUUAGACCA